Thlaspi arvense is the source of this 1542-nucleotide messenger RNA. Lineage: Eukaryota; Viridiplantae; Streptophyta; Magnoliopsida; Brassicales; Brassicaceae. The record is from the annotation of a GenBank genome assembly.
CAGAAACUAGAAAGAACAGAAUCAGAUAUUUUUCCUAAUGAAUUUUAAAAUAGAGAGGAAAUAAUAAAAGAUACUCUCUCUACCUUAUCCAACCUUCGCCACUUCUCCCACUAAUCCGCUAAUCUUCUCCCUCACUCUCUCAUUCAACAAUCCGAGAUUUUCUCAGUCAGAUAAUCCUUAGGUUUUUCUAGUUUUUUCCGCUCAAUCUGAUUAUGGACAGUUGCCUCUCACAUCAAGCGGCGCUCCGGUUUCUCCCGUCGCGUUCGAGGAGACAGAGCGGCGAUGGAGGCGGCGGAUUUUCUCUUCAUGCGAUGCGGAAGGUCCAGUAUAGAUCGAUGGUCGUGGUUGCGACGGCGGGUGCGAGCCGGUGCGAGCCUGGAAGCAGCCUUAACGCGCCGCUUGAACCGCGAUCGGCGCAGGGAAGGUUUCUGAGAAGCGUGUUACUAAACAAGCGGCAGCUCUUUCACUACGCCGCCGCUGAUGAGCUCAAGCAACUGGCCGAUGAUCGGGAAGCCGCUUUAGCUCGUAUGUCUCUCAGCUCUGGUUCCGAUGAAGCUGCUCUCCACAGAAGGAUAGCUCAACUCAAGGAACGUUACUGCAAAACAGCAGUCCAAGACAUAAUGUACAUGCUAAUAUUCUACAAGUACUCUGAGAUAAGAGUCCCUCUCGUUCCAAAGCUCUCUAGAUGCAUCUACAAUGGAAGACUCGAGAUCUGGCCUACGAAAGACUGGGAGCUGGAGUCGAUUCACAGCUGCGAUGCACUUGAGCUCAUCAAAGAACACGUUAGCGCAGUCAUCGGAUUACGUGUCAAUUCGUGCGUGACUGACAAUUGGGCAACAACACAGAUACAGAAACUUCAUCUCGGGAAAGUGUACGCGGCCUCGAUCUUGUACGGUUACUUCUUGAAAUCCGCUUCCCUCAGGCACCAACUCGAGUGCUCCCUAUCGGAUCUCCAUGGAAGCGGGUACCUGAAAAGCCCAGUCUUUGGAUGUUCCUUCACAACGGGCACUGCACAGAUCUCCACCAAGCAGCAGCUGAGACAUUACAUCUCAGGGUUCGACCCCGAGACAUUGCAGAGAUGUGCAAAGCCAAGGACAGAGGAAGCAAGGAAUCUGAUAGAGAAGCAGAGUUUGGCCCUUUUUGGGACGGAGGAGAGCGAUGAGACGAUCGUGACAUCGUUUUCGAGUCUGAAGCGGUUGGUCCUCGAGGCUGUGGCGUUUGGGACGUUUCUGUGGGACACGGAGUUGUAUGUAGAUGGUGCAUAUAAGCUCAAGGAGAAUGGGAAUGCUGAAGAACAUGAAAACAGGAGCAUAUGAACCAAGAAAAGCUUCAUCAUCCUUUCGUGUAUAUAUAGAGAGAAAAAGUUUCUGCCGAAUCUCUCAGGCAAUUCUUUUCUGUAUAGCUUUUGCUUAGUUAUAAAAUGUUUUGACGGUCAAAUAAGAAUGUGGUGGGUUAAGGGAAUAAGAGAAUGUGGGGCUUAAUUUUAUCGCUUUUGCAAUACUUUUGAAAUAUCGAAUCUGAAUCAACGAACCACCGUAAAAA